Messenger RNA from Lotus japonicus, 1780 nucleotides. Its product is annotated as beta-glucosidase 42. NCBI's taxonomy places the organism in Eukaryota, Viridiplantae, Streptophyta, Magnoliopsida, Fabales, Fabaceae. Gene Ontology annotation, molecular function: beta-glucosidase activity. The record is from RefSeq and is a predicted model, not a curated record. Bases 123 to 1598 code for a protein of 491 amino acids. The transcript has 13 exons. Gene Ontology annotation, biological process: cellulose catabolic process.
CAGUCUCACUGUUGUGCUAUGAUGACUAGUGAGGUGUGAGUGAGUGAAUAAAUAAGCAAAAAAAAAACAGUAGAACCAUUGCAACCAAUCAGUGAGGAAAGAAACUGUUCAGCGGUUUCAGAAUGACGAACAAUCUCAACGGAGACAAGGAAACCGCCUCCGCCGUCGAAGGACAAGUCUCCCGCCGCGACUUCCCUCCGGACUUCAUCUUCGGAGUCGCCACUUCCGCUUAUCAGAUAGAAGGUGCUUGGAAUGAAGGAGGUAGAGGUCCUAGUAUAUGGGAUGCCUUUUCACACACUGAAGGAAAAAUUCUAGACAAAAGCAACGGCGAUGUAGCAGUUGAUCAUUAUCAUCGGUACAAGGAGGAUAUUGAUCUUAUAGCCAAGUUGGGAUUUGAGGCUUAUAGAUUUUCAAUUUCUUGGUCUCGUAUUUUCCCCGAUGGCUUAGGAACCAAAGUCAAUGAUGAAGGGAUAGCUUUUUAUAACAACCUUAUUAAUUCUCUUCUUGAAAGAGGUAUUCAACCAUAUGCAACUCUUUACCAUUGGGAUCUGCCGCUGCAUCUUCAAGAGUCUAUAGGAGGAUGGCUAAAUAAACAAAUCAUAGAAUAUUUUGCAGUCUAUGCAGAUACUUGCUUUGCAAGUUUUGGCGAUAGAGUGAAGAACUGGAUUACUCUUAAUGAGCCCCUUCAAACUGCGAUCCAAGGGUAUGAUACUGCGACUUUUGCUCCUGGAAGAUGUGAAAAUGCAUCAGUUGAGCCAUAUUUAGCAGCACAUCACCAGAUCCUGGCCCAUGCAGCAGCUGUUUCCAUAUAUCGAAGCAAGUACAAGGAUAAGCAAAGGGGGCAAGUGGGCUUGGUAGUAGACUGUGAAUGGGCAGAGGCUAAUUCUGACAAGAUUGAAGACAAAUCUGCUGCGGCAAGGCGCCUGGAUUUUCAGCUUGGCUGGUACUUGGAUCCACUAUAUUAUGGAGAAUAUCCUGCAGUUAUGCGUGAACGACUUGGAGACCAGCUUCCCAAAUUCUCAGAGGAGGAUAAGAAAAUUCUUUUGAAUUCAUUGGACUUUAUUGGUCUAAAUCACUAUACAUCAAGGUUUAUUUCUCAUGUGACAGAAUGCACUGAAGAAUGUUAUUUCUACAAGGCACAGCAGACGGAUAGAAUUGUGGAACGGGAAGGUGGCCAGCUCAUUGGUGAGAAGGCAGCAUCAGAGUGGCUUUAUGUUGUUCCUUGGGGUCUUCGAAAGGUUCUCAAUUACGUAUCACAAAAAUAUGCAACCCCAAUAUAUGUUACUGAGAAUGGUAUGGACGAUGAAGAUGAUGAUAAGUUGGCACUGCAUGAGAUGCUAGAUGACAAACUAAGAGUUCGCUAUUUCAAGGAAUACCUUGCGUCAGUUGCGCAGGCUAUAAAGGAUGGAGCAGAUGUGAGAGGGUACUUUGCAUGGUCAUUACUGGACAACUUUGAAUGGGCUCAAGGCUAUACUAAACGCUUUGGAUUGGUCUAUGUGGAUUACAAAAAUGGGCUUACUAGGCACCCAAAGUCUUCUGCAUACUGGUUUUCCCGGUUUCUGAAAGCUGGUGAGAACAAGAAUGGUAAAGACGAGUAGUUGACUUUGGUCAUUAAGUGUCUUACGAAAUAUUACAAGGAACAAAAUAAUACCAGAACAAGACUUUCCAUCAUUAUCUGAAGUUGGAAGUUUUGUGUAAGCUAUACUCUAUAGUGGCACUUCUCUUCUCUACUUAUUGAUGCUCCCAGUCCUCAAACUCAAUUGCGUUGAUGUUUGUCUUA